Adineta ricciae is the source of this 642-nucleotide messenger RNA. Lineage: Eukaryota; Metazoa; Rotifera; Eurotatoria; Adinetida; Adinetidae. The record is from the annotation of a GenBank genome assembly.
AUGUAUCUGUACGAGCUUCACUGGAAAUGGGUAAAACUUCAUUCAACAGAUUCCACAACCAUUUUACUUGACAACAAUCAACAAAUACUAUUCCAUCCAAGAACAAGUUCAUCAACGCAAGUUAUUCUUGCUGAUCAACCAUUACCAUCGAAUGGCAAACAUUAUUGGGAAAUCUAUAUGCCUGCUGUCUAUGGUACAUCAAUCAUGUUCGGUAUUGCCACUAACAAACAACAAUUAACCUCCUCUUCGUUCAUAAAUCUAAUUGGAAAUGAUGAACACGGGUGGGGAUUAUCACAUCGAGGUUUAUUAUGGCACAAUGGUAGUUCGCAUCAGUAUUUAUCUGAACCUAUCGAACCGCUACAGCCGGUUCUAAUUGGUCUAGAAUUUGAUGCUGAUGCACGAACGCUUUCAUAUACAAUCAAUAAGCAAUCAUUGGGCAUUGCGUUUCGGAAUCUACCAACGAAUGUGUCACUGUAUCCAGCAGUAUCAUCUACGAGUGCCCAAAGUACAAUGGUGUUGAAACAUCGAUGUAAAUUAUGUUCAAAUUUACGUGAGAUUUGUUUAAAAUACAUCAAAAGUUUAGGAUACAAAGAGCUUUAUGAUGCAUUACUACCUCGUCAUUUAAUUGAGCAACUUUUGUAG